CGUCACACCACUGCGCAAUCAAGCACGGAAAUAAAAUAACAGCUGUUCUACAAUAUUCGCUCGGGCAACUCAGGCAGCAGCUGUACCACGCAGCCGUUUUCCUUGGGAUCGCGAUUGUUUGGACGUUGCUUUCUCAUUGUUGUAAUAAUCACCGUGUAGUUUGGACUGUUCUUUCGCUCAUUUUUCAUCGUUUAUUACUGUGCAAGUUAAUACAGUAUUGGCGUUUGAAGUGUGUGAAUCAUAAAUCCGUAAGCUACACUGGCGCUAUGUUUACCAAAAUUCCUCGUUCGUUGUUGUUGUGACUCAAGUUGAAAUGCCUCGUGAAUACGUGGACCGCGAGGAGAGUUCCGCAGUGUUAUGUUAAUAGAAUCUCUUUUAGAUAGUGAUUUUAGUAAAAUUAGUUCUUGACAAUGUCUAACACGGUCCCGACCAGUUCUGCACUGAGGGCUUUGGCCUUAGAAUAUAAGAGUCUGCAAGAGGAGCCCGUGGAAGGGUUCCGAGUGAAACUUUUAGGGGAGGACAAUCUAUUUGAAUGGGAGGUUGCAAUUUUUGGUCCCCCAGACACGUUAUAUCAAGGUGGAUAUUUCAAGGCACAUAUGAAAUUCCCGCCAGACUAUCCUUAUUCACCACCUUCCAUUAGAUUUUUAACAAAAGUAUGGCAUCCAAAUGUAUAUGAGAAUGGUGACCUCUGCAUAUCGAUCCUGCACCCGCCGGUUGACGACCCACAAUCGGGCGAGCUACCGUGCGAACGCUGGAACCCUACGCAGUCAGUGCGCACCGUGCUGCUCUCCGUGAUCUCACUACUCAACGAGCCCAACACCUUCAGCCCAGCCAACGUCGACGCCAGCGUCAUGUACCGCCGCUGGCGCGACUCCAAAGGCAAAGAUAAGGAAUACGAGAAUAUUAUCAGAAAGCAGGCCCAGGUGGCUCGCACGGAGGCGGAGAAAGAGGGCAUAGUUGUACCACUUACAUUAGAAGAUUAUUGCAUUAAGACUCAAGUCAAGUCGACGACGCAGGAGCCACAGUUGGACAUGACGGACUUCUACGACGACGACUAUGACGACCUCGACACAGACUCUGACGAGGAAGUGGACGGAGGAGAUGGGGACGGCGAUGACAGUGGCAACGGCGAGUCGUGAGGCCGCGCCCCGCCCCCGCCCCGCGCGCCCCGCGCCCUGCCCGACACCCCCCGCGGCGGACGGACCUCGCCCACACCGGUAACUCUCCUUCUCACACCGAUACCUGCUACCGGCCUGCAACAUUCUUACUACAUACAUACAACUAAGUGCUUCUUACCCGAUACUCGCUUUAGUCAAACAUAUUCGAGAAAAACUAAUAAACGACGCCUCGUUUAACGCAAACAUUAAAAAACGUAGUUCCUUUUAAUAAAUUGACUGAAAACCAAUCAGUAUUGAAUAGCGUCGUACAUUUUUUACGUGACAUGCAUACUUUUUCAAUAUGCAAAAUUGGCAAUAUUCAGUUUCCUUACAAUUACGUAUUGCCAAGGCUACAGGCUGCAUAGUCGUGAGUUGUGACUUAUUUAACGACUGACUGCCCAUGCGUGCUACAGCCCACUUCCGUAGUUAUACAGUGGGGUUAUACAACCGAUGUUAUUACACGCCGUUGCAGUGUUACACAUUCAAUUUAAAUGAAUUUGAUAAACCAACUACACUAGUGCAGGUAAUUAGUAUCCCGUUACAUAUUGCCCCUCUCCUCCCCUUUUUUAUUCGUAUGUAUUUCCCGCAUUAGUCUUUGUUUUUAAGUGCUUUACGUAGUGUCAAAACGAAAAAAAAUAUAUACUUAAUUAAUUCUCCAUAAUAAUGAAUGGAAGGAUUAUUUUUAUAAUUUGUGCGAAUAUUUUACUAGUGUCACUCGUAUUGAUAUUAAUUUUAAUGUCUGCUUAACAUACUUUUGUUUUAUUAAAAUGACGAAUUAUGUUUGGCAAUGUGGCAUUCCUUAAUGGUAUUUGGAUAUUCAGAAUAGUUGUUAGAAGUCCAUAUGGCGUUGACAAUACAUACUUUAAGCAGAUUAACAAAGUUUAAAAAACAUGUGGACAAAGAAUGUUGGACAAAUCUCACAUUUCAUAAUUAUUCUGAACAUCUCAAUAUUUUAAUGAGUGCCACUCAAAAAAGUAAUUUAAUUAUAAUAUUAAAAAUCAUAAUAAUAACAAUUUGAAAAAAAAUCAUGUGGUAUAAAUUAUUGAUUAUUUGUCUCUGAUUAAUAAUUCUAAAUAAUAAUCAAUAAAAAAUUGAAUACAUAAUAAUAUGAUGAAAUAUCGUCUAUAUUAACAGUAGAAUAUGAAAAAUAUUUUUGAAAAUGACACAUAAAUAAAUGAUCCUAAACAAUUGCAUAAAUAUAUUAGAUGAUUUAUUGCAUUUGUUUUGUUAAUAACAUUUAUUAUUUUCAGUUGUCCGUACCGCUUGCCUGAACUGGAUAGUUAAUAUUAAUUUUAUUGUAAUAACAGUGAAUGAGUCAUUCUUAUUUCUAAUAUAUCUCAAUGGCACACAAGGCCAUUAUGUAAAUGUUAGAAUCUUUCUGAAAUAGACAAUUAUACAAUUAGUUUUGUUUAAUAUUAUUAUGUGCAACAAGCAACAACACUUCUGUGAUUUUAAAACAUUGUUGCCCGAAUAUUUGUUUGUCUUGAUGUUUAGUUUUAUUAUUUUUAAUACUAGAAUCAUUAAAAGGUAAUAACAAUGAUAUCUGGCAUUUUAAUUUCUGGUACUUUAAAUAUCUCAUAAUGUAACUAUUUUUUAAUAAAUGGAAUAUAACACCAAGGAGUUCGCAAGUCAGUAUAGUUAUGUAUUCACCUGUUUGUGUUGUAAAUGUACUAUAGGUUUUAAUCCCAGCUUCAUUCAUUUGCCCCUACAAAAUUGUGUGUACAAAGAUGCUAAUACUUAGAACUCAACAAUAAUUCUGGUGUAUGCUCAAAUCAUAUUAUGAUAAUACUAAAGAAUGAUACAGUACAUUAAUAAGAAUGUUUAGUGAUUCACGAACGAAAUUAUUUGUAAUGUAUAUUAAGAUAUAAAUGAAUUUUAAUGGUUAGUGUGCACUAAGUUAAAUUUAUAUAGAUUUGUAAUGUAAUAAUUGUAUGAUUUGUAAUUUUAAGACUUAGAUUACUUGCGACUUUGGCUUCUAAAUUCCUAAAGCUACUUUGUAACAAUGUUAUCUCCGAACGCGAUGCUACUUCAUAACAUUUAAUGCGUUUCAACUACUUACCUAAUCAUUUGUCAGUCAGAACAAAAAAAAUAUUUUCGAAUAUCCUGCUAAAAUCGUCCAAAACUUAUUCAUUAGUUAGUUUUAAGUUAGAGUAAAUGGUUUGGAAAUUUAUCGUAGGAAAAUUCACGAUGAGAAUGUUAAUUACGUAUAUAAUAAACAGAAUGUGUUUGGAUGAGAA
Molecule: messenger RNA, 3394 nt
Organism: Spodoptera frugiperda (fall armyworm)
Lineage: Eukaryota; Metazoa; Arthropoda; Insecta; Lepidoptera; Noctuidae
Product: ubiquitin-conjugating enzyme E2 R2
Exons: 5
Coding region: 411-1139 (242 amino acids)
Biological process (GO): protein polyubiquitination; ubiquitin-dependent protein catabolic process
Molecular function (GO): ubiquitin conjugating enzyme activity
Source: RefSeq, a predicted model, not a curated record